Molecule: messenger RNA, 2374 nt
Organism: Felis catus (domestic cat)
Lineage: Eukaryota; Metazoa; Chordata; Mammalia; Carnivora; Felidae
Product: arylacetamide deacetylase-like 2
Cellular component (GO): membrane
Molecular function (GO): carboxylic ester hydrolase activity
Source: RefSeq, a predicted model, not a curated record
AAUUAGACCACCAAACCAACAUCUUCUACGUGCCUGAGGCUUUCCUUGUGCCAGGAAGAUGCUACCUCUUACCCUCCCCAAACAAACACCAGAGAAGCACAUAUGCAGCUUUUGAUUGACUUCUUAAGAGGGCCUAACAGAUCAGACAGAAAAUCUCCAGUGCCUUACAUCUCUAAAGAACAUUGAAAUGAUCAGCUUUAUGGAUAGGAGCUUCUCAGGCUAUCUUAGGUUGCAGCAAGCGUAAGUCCAAUAUUUGCGCUUGUGGUUGCCUGCCACACUAGGCUACUUGGUGUAGAUUGAUUUUAAAGAUUUACCAGUUAACCAUUAGAAUAAAGUCACUAUACAAUCUCUUUAAAAAGUGUUUCCUGAGAUACUUAUACCGAGCCUUGUUGUACUUCUGACUAUUAAAGUUCCAACUUGAUGAAUAAUGUCAUGUGGAAAAGUCCCCACACCCCUUAUCUUUUAGCUCAAAUUUUGGUCCAGCACAACAAGCAACAGAGUUAGUAAUCCAUGCUAAUUUCAUGAGCCAGGAUCUUGAUGAAAUAUUAGCUAGUUUUUUUUUUAAAACCUCUUCUUACAAAAUGCUGCAACCAACCAAUCACAAAAUUGGAUUUUGUGGCUUUUUAAGAAUUCUCAUCUAGGCUCUGACUCACACCUAUGGUGCUUUAGGAAGAUGACAGUGUCACAGGGUGAAGAAACACUGUGGGAGUUGCUUUAAUAAUAAUUAAGGCUUGAACUAAUGUUUUGCAGUAUCUGUCUCAGAAUCUCUUUUUCUCAGCACUGUGAAGAGACUGGAGAAAGGGAUAUUAUGGGGUUCAAAGCUCUCUGUUUGGGUCUGUUUUGUGCUCUCUGUGCUUCUUACAUUUAUAUCACCAUUCCAGGCAACAUUGAAGAAUACUGGAAAGUAAUAGCCUUAUUUACAGUUGCUAAAACCUGCACAUUUAUGGAUAUGUGUUUUGAAAACUUAGGUAUUAUGAAACAUGGGGACUUAAUUUCCAUGAUAUUCAGUCUGGACUAUACACAGCCACUCUCAGAUGAAAAUGUCACAGUGACCAAUACAAUAUUUGUUGAUACUCUAGUACGUUUGUACUUGCCAAAGAGAAAGUCAGAAAUCCGAAGACCAGCUGUCAUCUAUAUUCAUGGUGGUGGUUUUUGCUUUGGAAGUUUCAAGCAGAAGGCUUAUGACUCCCUGAAUAGAUGGACUGCAAACAAACUCAAUGCUGUUGUUGUGGGAUUGGACUAUAGACUAGCUCCUCAACACCAUUUUCCUGCUCAGUUUGAAGACAGUUUCACUGCAGUCAAAUUUUUUCAAGAUAAAAUUCUUAGAAAAUAUGGAGUGGAUCCCACCCGAAUCUGUCUUUCAGGAGACAGUUCUGGGGGCAAUUUGGCAGCAGCUGUGACUCAACAGGUGCAGAUUGAUCUUGAAAUAAAGCAUAAAAUCAAGCUUCAAGCUUUAAUUUACCCUAUCUUACAGAUAAUAGAUUCUUGUUUGCCAUCUCACAAAGAAAAUGAGCUUGGUAUAAUUCUAGCAAAGGACUUGGGCAUAAAACUCGUUAGCUCAUAUUUAACCACUGAUGAAACAGUUACCCAAGCAAUGAGAAGAAACCAACAUAUGCCUCUGGAAUCAAGACACCUGUUUAAGUUUGUUAACUGGAGUACUCUUUUACCCAAGAAGUAUAGAAAAAACCAUGUUUAUACCGAACCAGUUCUUGGAAGACAUAAUUAUUCAUUGCCAGCACUUAUGGAUAUCAGAGCAUCUCCCUUGUUAGCCAAUGAUUCUCAGUUACAGAAUUUGCCAUCAACCUAUAUUCUUACCUGUCAGUAUGAUUGUGUAAGGGAUGAUGGACUUAUGUAUGUCACAAGACUUCAGAAUGUUGGUGUUCAAAUUACUCAUGACCAUAUUGAGAAUGGGUUCCAUGGAGCUUUAUCGUUCAUGGUGUCACCAGUGUACUUACGUCUAGGUCUCAGGAUAAAAGACAUGUAUAUUAGUUGGCUGGAUAAGAAUUUAUAAAUGUAAUAUAUAUAAAAUAUAUAGGGCCACCAGUUAAUGGGUUGUAAUUUGUGAUAUACAAAUUAUCACAGGUGUGGUACAAAGAACAAUGUCAUUUGUGUUAUCUGAAUGGAGAUUAAAAUCAGUUAUAAAAGUGACUGUAUGUCCUUGAGCUAGUUAAUUUUUCUUAUUCCUAGAACUGCAUGUGUAAAAUGUAUAUAAUCCUUUUAUUUAUAGUUUAUGAUAAUUAUGUUUGUCCUAAUACAAACCAACACCUAUUCAAGUUGAGAAUAAGAAUGGUUACUGACACUUUAGAGAAGAUGGCAGAGAAAUUAUAAUAGUGAGUGGGCAAAGGAAAAAUAAAGGGAAAAAGUUACAAGGUAA